Molecule: messenger RNA, 3468 nt
Organism: Dalotia coriaria
Lineage: Eukaryota; Metazoa; Arthropoda; Insecta; Coleoptera; Staphylinidae
Source: RefSeq, a predicted model, not a curated record
GAUUGCAAAUAAACUUCUCGCUUAACAAACGCAAACACAUCUGUGUCAAUGGGUGGGGAUCAUUAUCAGAGUCCGCAUUUAAAUACUCUACAUCUGCAUAUUCGCAGCAUAUAUUAUCGUACAGCUGAAGUUGGAGUUGACGUAGAGAAUUAACGAAUUUUAGAAAGUGCCAACAAUGAAAACGUUAAUAGUCCUUGGGGCUGUUAUAUUAGCAGCGUGUGCAGCACCUGAAGGCUACUUUAAGCAAGAAUACCAAUUUAAGAAGUCCUCAUCCACGUACAAAAAUAACCAGUUGGAGACAAAGAAUGACGAUGAAGGAUACUACGGCAAACAUGGCGAUUUAACAGGAGAGUCGGUACCGCAGGUGCAACAACACAACCAGCACUCUGAAUACAUAAGCCCAAUGGUUGAUAAUGUCGGCCUCCUGACCACUUACAACGAUCGUGAUUUAACUUCCGAGGCCGAGAGUGCAUUCAAAGCGCACAAUAUCCUUCCCGGAACAAAUCGGCAAUAUUCCCAGAGUACAUACACGACCAGAUCAAACUUGGGCCAAAUCACCCAAAACCUACAAUAUGACAUGGAACAGCAGCUGCGUGAUGCUAUUAGGGCAAUGAGGACUCAGUCGGCAUAUGGUAGCACUCAAAUGCGAUCCGAAGAUGUGCAAUAUUUGGAGAAUCAACUGCGUAAUAACAUCACUAGGCAGUUACAACAAAGUCUUCACAACCAGUAUGGGGCACAAACAACCAGGGGUCAAUCAUCCUACAGCACCACAUCCGCAGGUGGUUACAAUCCUACAGCCAACUACGACACCAAUGAGUUGACCAAUUUACGUCAGCAGAUGGAAAGAGAAUUGCUAAGGAAACUCCACGAAGGUACCAGCUCAUCAUCAUAUGCCCAAAGCAGCAGCAGUAGUUCCAGUAGUAAUUGGAACUCAUAUGGAGCCAGCAACAGAGGAUAUCAACAUAGAGAUUCUGCCGAAGUCGAUGAUUUAAACACGCACGGUCACCGCCAGGUCCCUAGCAGUUCAAACUAUCGCCCCGUUCCUGGAAACAACGAUUUUCAACGGCCUGAAAGAUUCAGCUAUGGCCAACAACCCGCGUCCAGUUCCCAAACUUCCUACGGAUCAAGUUAUGGACAAGCAUCUCAAUCAGGAUCAAGAUACUAUGGUUCCAGCUAUGAUCGUGACUUCCCACAUUAUCGCAGUCAAAUCACCGUGAAUCCAACCAGGAGGGUUACCGAUGUCCUGCAAGGCGUUCAGAACGACCUUAACCAACAAGUGCGCGAAGCUUUGAGCACCUAUCAAGCAAGAUAUUCCGGAUCCUCGUAUACCUUGACCAAUAGCCGACCAGAUUAUAAUGUUGCUUUAGAUGACCUCAAACGCCAGUUACGCUACAACAUCACUAGAAAGAUUGAAGACGAAUUGGAUCGUACCUAUGGGCGUCAAGACGUACGAGGUGAAUACUCCUUUUCUCAAAACCAGCGCACAAAUGCCAAUUAUAAAACAGCGGAUUUAGAGGAUCUCAAGAAGCAGAUCGAGAAUAAUUUGAUCAACUAUCUGGAGACCUCAUUCCGCUCUUACGAGUCUCACCACCAACAAUCUCGCACGCAGUACACCAACUCCCAGAGAGACUACACGAACCAAGGUCCACAAUACACGCAGUCUUUGACUUCCGACACCGCCCAAAACCCGACUUAUGUCCGCUAUGAACCCAGUAGAUCAUGGAGUUCACAGUCCUCAUGGAGCUCUCAAUCAUCGUACGGUUCGACCCCGGAUGGAAACACUCAACAACCACUCAACUCCCAAUUGGAGCAAAUCCGCUCUCAAUUGCAACAAGACCUCAGCCGCCAGCUGCAAUCAGCAGUGUACGAGCAGAAAAGCCAUUCUUCUUACAACACCCAGAGCCAGAGCCAAGUUGAGCAGCUUCUCAACAAUGAACUAAGAAGUAAUCUCACCAGACGUCUCGAGGAAACCCUGAAUCAACACUAUGGUAAACAAGGCAUCCGUGGAGGUCAAUCCUAUACCAUUUCUGCAACCGGGGUUUACAGCCCGAAUGCCAAUUAUCGUCAAGAAGAUUUGAAUCGAUUGCGUCAACAAUUGCAAGAUGAUCUAGUUAGAAACCUUCAGGAACAACUGCGCACUUCUCAAUACAGCGCUUCCAGCGGUGGAUACAACAGUGGCUACAUGUCACAAGGUCCGAGGCGGCCGGUGGUCGCUCAUGAUGGACAAGGUCAAGUCACAGAAGAUUUGGGUCAACAAACUAUCGACGACCUCGGCAGCAACUUGAAAAUGACGACGAUUUGGUACAGAAAACUUAUGAACCUGGUCUUGAAGUGGAUUCACAAACAAAGCCUGUACGUGGAGAUAUUGGGCAAGCCAAUCUUAAACCAGAGGUUAGGAACAAAACCAAGCCAAUAUGGGCAGUCAACAAAACCAAAAUUAGUAGGUCAGCAUACUGAAGAUUUGGGUCAGCAAGUUGAGGACCUAGGGCAAUUAUAUCAAAACGAAGACGAUUUUCAAAACCAAUGCCUGAUGAAACGUUUGAAUUUGAGGCAAAUGACUGUCUUCAACCAAGAACAAGAGAUCGACAGACUUGCUGACCAAUUGGCUGAGACCCAUGGAACUCAGGAUGGGUUCAAUAACGAAUUCAUCGAUCACGGAGACUACUUGCAACAUAAACCACAAGGUCCGCAAGUUAACGAUUUCCAUCUACCCGAGACGCAAUUCAAUGACGAUUUCACCCAACAACAUCAAGAAGAAGAUUUCAACAUGUUCCAAAAUCCCGAAAAUGAUGGUGCACCACCCGCAAUGAGUUUGAGUGAUGUACAUCGUUCGUACAUCGCUCAAGAUCAAUACAGAGGUGCACCACACGGACAGCAGUUCAAUCCAAAUCAAAUUUCGCAGUCUAGAAGACUACCAACGGAACAAGAACAGGAUUUACAAAGACCAGAAGACGAUCAACAAGUGUUGCCAACUAUGCCUAGCGCAACCAUCCCAGUCAAUCAUUACAGACCAAACAACCAUCAGAGCCAUGAUUUUGAUGAUGCGCAACACCAUAUAGAUCUAGACCUUGGGCGUGAACCAUAUGUACCACCCUAUCAACAAUUAAUAAGGAUGUAUAAUAGUAAUACAUCUCCAGUAAAAUACCCGGAGGGAAACCAAGAACAAUAUGAAGAAGUGUCACCUCCACAAGAAACUCAAAAUCAUCCAGACCCUGCAGACAAAGAUACAAGUUCAGCAGGCAUUGAAGAAGAGGAGGCCGUCACUGAAGUAGUAAAACCGUUAGGUUUUUGGCAAAAAGUUGGUGGUAAAAUCACCAGUAGCUUUAAAACAGUAAAGCAAAAAGCUAAAGAUCUUGUAGGGGCCAAAUAAGAUGCCUCAACGAAUGAUAAAAUAACUUAUAAGCGUUAUGUAGAUUUGUAGCAAAUUAAAACUGUUAGAAAAAUAUAUGAAUCAAGAACUUUCCAUAA